Messenger RNA from Entrophospora sp. SA101, 201 nucleotides. Lineage: Eukaryota; Fungi; Glomeromycota; Glomeromycetes; Entrophosporales; Entrophosporaceae. The record is from the annotation of a GenBank genome assembly.
AUGGUAUUUUCAAAAAUACCUUUAAUUGAGCCCUACGAUUAUGUUGAACUUGGCAAAAUUAUAGAACUUCCAAAAAUUAUCAAAUCACGAAGAAAAUGGAAACGUGGCUACAGCUCUUUGUUACUUUUGACAAAGAGUCAGGAUGCGGGUGCUGGUGUUCUUGCGACAGAAAAAGUUAAAAGUUUUGAUCAAGGAAGUUGA